Molecule: messenger RNA, 951 nt
Organism: Pipistrellus nathusii (Nathusius's pipistrelle)
Lineage: Eukaryota; Metazoa; Chordata; Mammalia; Chiroptera; Vespertilionidae
Source: the annotation of a GenBank genome assembly
AUGGAUGAAAUUAACCAGACAUUUGUGUCAGAAUUUCUACUUCUUGGUCUUUCUGGAUACCCAAUGACUGAGAUCAUUUACUUUGCUCUAAUUCUGGUUAUGUAUCUAGUGAUUCUGAUUGGCAAUGGUGUUCUGAUCAUAGCGAGCAUCUUUGAUUCCCGUCUUCAUAUCCCCAUGUACUUCUUUCUGGGCAACCUCUCUUUCCUGGAUAUUUGCUACACAUCCUCCUUUGUUCCCUCAACAUUGGUGAGUUUAAUCUCAAAGAAAAGGAACAUUUCCUUCACUGGAUGCACAGUGCAGAUGUUCUUUGGGUUUGCAAUGGGGUCAACAGAAUGUUUUCUCCUUGGCAUGAUGGCCUUUGACCGCUAUGUGGCCAUCUGUAACCCUCUGAGAUACCCCAUCAUCAUGAGCAAGUCGGUGUAUGUUCUGAUGGCUUCUGUCUCAUGGCUCUCCGGCGGAAUCAACUCAAUGGUGCAAACAUCUCUUGCCAUGCAAUUGCCUUUCUGUAGGAAUAUUAUCAAUAACUUCACAUGUGAAAUAUUAGCUGUCCUUAAACUAGCUUGUGCUGAUAUAUCCCUCAACGUUAUCACCAUGAUGAUAUCCAAUAUGGCGUUCCUGGUUCUUCCACUGCUGGUCAUUUUUUCCUCCUACACGUUCAUCCUCUACACCAUCUUGAGAAUGAACUCAGCCACGGGGAGGCACAAAGCCUUUUCCACCUGCUCAGCACACAUGACUGUGGUGAUCAUAUUUUAUGGAACCGUCUUCUUUGUGUAUGCCAAACCCAAGUCUCAAAAACAGCCUAGGGAAGACAAGUUGCAAAUUUCAGACAAGCUUAUUUCCAUUUUUUAUGGGGUAGUGACCCCCAUGCUAAAUCCUAUAAUCUAUAGCUUGAGAAAUAAGGAUGUAAAAGCUGCUGUGAAAUAUCUGCUGAACAAAAAAACUAUUCAAUAA